Messenger RNA from Colletotrichum lupini, 564 nucleotides. RefSeq lists its product as uncharacterized. The transcript is spliced from 2 exons. NCBI's taxonomy places the organism in Eukaryota, Fungi, Ascomycota, Sordariomycetes, Glomerellales, Glomerellaceae. The coding region runs from base 1 to 564 and encodes 187 amino acids. The record is from RefSeq and is a predicted model, not a curated record.
AUGACUUCAACCUUCAAAAGAUCUUUUCCCAUCACUCACAUAACUACCGCCUGGGCCAUAUUGCAUAUAGAUGGCAUCAACUUCCUCACAGAUCCCGUCUUCUCUCCGGCGGGCACAGAGUGGGAUAUGGGCCUAACCGUGCUCAAAAACACAAAAGGCCCGGCCACACAACUCGAAGACAUCCCCGUCAUUGACGCCGUGCUUCUAAGUCACGAAGAUCACCCGAUAACUUGGACGAACUCGGUCGGCGCCCUCUCGACGGCCGCAGGGUCUCACGACACAAGACGGAGCCCAGAAACUCGCGCCUCGUCCUGGUUUGCGAUCCUCAACAUUGGUUCAGCGGAGGUUGCGAUAUCAGACCCUCCUUUGCUGGUCGCCAUGGAUGGAAAAGAGGCUGGGCGGCUGUUUCGCGAGAUUGGAGCGGAUGUCCUGGUGCUAAUGCAUUACGAAUCCUGGGAAGACUUUGCGGAGAACAGAGACCAGUUGAGAGUAAUGUUGGAACAGGAGGGCGUUUCUGACCAAGUGCGCUGGCUAGAGCGAGGAGCCGAGACAAAGAUACUCUAA